Sardina pilchardus (European sardine) is the source of this 712-nucleotide messenger RNA. Its product is annotated as sialic acid-binding Ig-like lectin 8. The record is from RefSeq and is a predicted model, not a curated record. Bases 1 to 549 code for a protein of 182 amino acids. The transcript has 5 exons. NCBI's taxonomy places the organism in Eukaryota, Metazoa, Chordata, Actinopteri, Clupeiformes, Clupeidae.
AUGUUUCUGACCCCAACACGAGAGGAAAGGCAGGUAGAGGACGUCAUGCUCGUCACCUCAGGCCCUCUGAUUUUCGCAGCAGUCCUGUGUAUUUCAACAGGUGUUUUGAUUCAGCAAAAUUUCAGUGUGUCAUAUCCCUCAACCAGCAUCUGUGGAUUAAAGGGGUCAUUUGUGGACAUGCCCUGCACUUACUCGUAUCCAAGUGAUCGUCACAUAAGAGAAACAUUCUGGCACAUCAAUUGGUUUCCUGAGGCACCAACAGACCUGAGUCUGGAUUCCAAAUAUCAGGGUCGUGUGGAAUAUCUUGGGGAUAAAGUGGAUAACUGUUCCCUACGAAUCAAGGAUCUGAGAGACAGUGACACUAAGGAAAAAUACAGAUUCAGGUUGACAACUGAUGACCGAAAGGGAACAUUCUCUGGAUCCGAGGUGUCUCUGUCCCUUGCAGAUCUUCAUGUGACAGUGAGUCCAGAAUCAGUGAAGCAGGGAGACAAAGUGACACUGACCUGCAGCACCACCUGCAGUCUGAGUAACAACCCCACCUACAUCUGAUGUCCAGUACUACAGCGUGACGUAUCCCUCUACCAGCAUCUGUGGCUUAAAGGGGUCAUUUGUGGACAUUCUCUGCACUUACUCGUAUCCAAGCGAUCGUCACAUAAGAGAAACAUUCUGGCAUAUUGAUUGGUGGCCUGAUACACCAACAGACUUAAGUCUG